Molecule: messenger RNA, 2693 nt
Organism: Cryptotermes secundus
Lineage: Eukaryota; Metazoa; Arthropoda; Insecta; Blattodea; Kalotermitidae
Exons: 11
Coding region: 574-1980 (468 amino acids)
Source: RefSeq, a predicted model, not a curated record
UGUGUUUCUUCGCCAUCUUGCGGAAAGUGACAAGUGUGUGAGAUUGUGUGUAGCGGGAAUAUUGUUAUAAAGCAUUCAGCAUGAUUUUUAAUGCAUUCCAUUAACGCACCAAAUAUGUCAGUAAAACCAGGAUUACUCAUUAGUAUUUCAUUAUAAAUCACUUUUAAUACUUCGUUGUGGAAUGGCUGUAAUAUUUAACAUCAACAGAACCGUGGGUGCAUAUUGUUCGGCUAAUGUUCUUGUCGAUAUAUUGAAUUGUAUUCUGUCAAGUAUCAUGCAAUUUUAAACAGUGUUAUUGAGUGAUGCAACAAGGACGUAGGUGAAAUGUGGGGAAAUGCUACAUCAUUUAUUUGCAGUUUUGAUGUUUGUGAAAGGAAAGUGGAUAUGUCUGUCAUUUCCGUGAGCUCUGUGGAUCAAGUAUUAAUGAGAUCUGCUGCCUUCACUCAGAUAUCAGUUAGUGGUAUCAUCAGUUCAAGAUUCUCUGCAUGAAGAUUUUGUUCUGAACUUCAUGUCUUGUCUCAGCUGCCUUGUAACUGCAGUUAUCAGGAGAGGAUCUGUUAAUAAUAUAAAAAAAUGAACAACAACAAGCCAGAAGUGGUUCAGAUCGUGGAAACGAUAUUACCAACCAAUGAAGAUGAAUCAGAUACCUGUGUUGAAGAAAAUGUUAUUACUCCAAAGUGCAGAGAAGCUAUCAUAUUUCAGACACUUGAUGAGAAUGGUUUCAUUCAUACACAGCAUGGUUCUCUUGUUAUGGCAUCAGUUCCGCAGAUAAAACCAGAGAUCUCUGACAAAUGUUACCCUACAUAUGGUGUCGCAGUGGAUGCAAGAAACCAGUACUCUUCAACUACUAUUGUUGGAGCAGGAGAUGUUACUGAGCAAAAUGAUGAAAUGGAAGUGACAACAAUACAUGUUCUUGGCCUGGAUGAAGCCAGUGGUGACAUGAAAUUGGCAUAUGACAACACCCUCCAGGUGCCAAUGUCAAUGGAAACACUAGAGGUGCCUGUAGAAACUAUGAUGACUGAGAAUGAUGAGAUACAGUCAAUACACAUUGGAGAUUAUGCAACAGUUGUCAGUCCAGUAGACAGUGCAGUCCAUGAAAAUCAGUCUAUGGUGAUUUCCUCAGCAUACUCUCAACCGAACUGCUUUGUUACCGUCCAGGAAAAUGAAGUUUUGUCUCUCCCCUCUGGUUGGAACAAGUCUCAGUUACCAACUGUUACUAGAGUGGUAAAAGGUUCAAGAGGUUACAUACGAUUUGGGCGUAGUCGUAUGAUUGCAGACAAGCACACCAGUAUUCCUGUGGCAGAGUUCAAGGCACAGCUCAGUGAUACUUCUGACAUCAUCGGUAGGAUGGAUCUUGCUCCUGCUACUAAGAAAAUGAUGAACUACCUGAACACAAAGGGUUUUGUGAAACUGUUCUCAUCUCCAGGUAAGAAGAUGAAUUGUUCGGAACACAUACAUCUAUAUACAAGGCACCUGACCCUGAGGCAGGCCCCCGUAGAAGAGAUUUAUGAUGAUAUGGUGUUGCUUCCACUGGGUUAUCAGCGUGAGGUGGAUCCGACAAAAAUCAAGCGUAUCACACGCCGUAGAAGAUAUCCAGAAGCUGAAGAAUAUCAACGUAGGUUGAUCCAGGAACAAAUGCAGCAGACAUUUGACAAUUUAGUUGCUGAGAGCCAAAAGAACAUGGAGGCCGUCUUUUUGGAGAAUUCUGGCUCACUGAGAGAGGAAGAUCAGGGCAACUUGCAGGUCCUUGUUCAAGCUGUGGAGAAUGAUACACUGGAGCAUGAAGGAAGAGGCAGUCAUUCAGGGACUGAACCUAUGUCAUUAGAUCAGGAAGACUCCCGCAUAGAGGAACACCAUGAAAACCCAUCAGGUGAUAGUCUGUCAUCAGGAGACUGGCUUGGAACUGUCCAGCAGUUCAUCAUCAUUGUUCCUAGUGACCCACUUGUAGACACAAUCACUGAGACUGUGAUAACAUCAUGAAUCACCAUUUGUGGUGCAAGGUUGUUCUUAUGUCUGGUGAGGUGAAGGCUUAUGCCAUAUUGCAUGAAACAGUCUGACAGUAUGUGGUACCUAUGCGUAGGCACACUGUAACAGAAACGCAGUGGACCCAGCUGCUUAGAGGUAGAUCUGAAACAGACUGUAGAGCAGUGUUUCUCACACUUGAGAUAUUGCAGAUUGGUAUGUAUAUUUAAAUGGUGCUGUAGGUCAGUACUUUGUAUUUAUUAAUGAAUUGACCUUUAUUGCAUCACAAAAUAGCAAACUUUAAAACAAAAUAAUGAUACAGUAUCAAAAUAUUAUUUUAAAGUUACUUUGCACUUUCAGUUUUUCUGAUUUUGAGAGAGAGGGAGAGGUGUGAUGAUGGAGGACAGCUCUACUACUACUUGUUCCUUCCUGUUUUACUUCCCCCUUUGUGACUGUUGCUUGGGAUCAUGCCAGUUGAUGAUGUAAUACAAAUAAAUAAUUGUGUACAGUUGUAAUAGAAGUCAGUAUGUAUUAAUGAAACAGAGUACAAAUAAUGAGGUUGUAACAUACACAAUAAGCCUUUAUAACAGUGGCCACUGAUCUUGGUGGGGUUCUAACUUGUUUGUAGAGUUUACAGAUAAUAAGGCCAAGGCCAACCAUCUUUGAAGCGGUUGUACCACUCCUUCAUCCGUGAGUUGCUCAUGGCAUCAUCCCCGAAAGCCUGUUGAAUC